UCGCCCUCUCUCUUCCCGCCCUCCCCGCAGCUCCGAGCGACCCGGCUUCCCUCGCCGUCAAGUCUCUCAUGAAUAUUGAGCGUCCCCUGUUGUAUUUCCCGAGUUCCAUUGCGGAAGCCGAGGCUCGCCAUAUUGUGCGGCGGCGGCGGCGCCGGCGGCCGCGGCGGCGGAUCCUCCUCCCCUCCCCGAGUCUCGCUCGGGCCGCGCUGAGCGGAGCCGCCACCCCGUUGCCCGGGCUCAGGGGUCAGGAGCCGCAAUGUCUCAGGCUGUGCAGACAAAUGGAACUCAACCAUUGAGCAAAACAUGGGAACUCAGUUUGUAUGAAUUACAACGAACACCACAGGAGGCAAUAACAGAUGGCUUGGAAAUUGUGGUUUCACCUAGAAGUCUACACAGUGAAUUAAUGUGCCCAAUUUGUUUGGAUAUGUUGAAGAAUACCAUGACUACAAAGGAGUGUUUGCAUCGUUUUUGUGCAGAUUGCAUUAUCACAGCCCUUAGAAGUGGCAACAAAGAGUGCCCGACCUGUCGGAAAAAACUAGUGUCCAAAAGAUCACUUAGGCCAGACCCAAACUUUGAUGCACUCAUCAGCAAAAUUUAUCCAAGUCGUGAUGAGUAUGAAGCUCAUCAGGAGAGAGUGUUAGCCAGGAUCAACAAGCACAACAACCAGCAAGCCCUCAGCCACAGCAUCGAGGAAGGACUGAAGAUACAGGCCAUGAACAGAUUACAGCGAGGCAAGAAGCAACAGAUUGAAAAUGGCAGUGGAGCAGAAGAUAAUGGUGACAGUUCACACUGUAGUAAUGCAUCCACACACAGCAAUCAGGAAGCAGGCCCUAGUAACAAACGGACCAAAACAUCUGAUGAUUCUGGGCUUGAACUUGACAAUAAUAAUACUACAGUGGCAAUUGAUCCAGUAAUGGAUGGUGCUAGUGAAAUUGAGUUAGUAUUCAGGCCUCACCCCACACUUAUGGAAAAAGAUGACAGUGCACAGACAAGAUACAUAAAGACUUCAGGCAAUGCCACUGUUGAUCACUUAUCCAAGUAUCUGGCUGUGAGGUUAGCUUUAGAAGAACUUCGAAGCAAAGGAGAAUCAAACCAGAUGAACCUUGAUACAGCCAGUGAGAAGCAGUAUACCAUUUAUAUAGCAACAGCCAGUGGCCAGUUCACUGUACUAAAUGGCUCUUUCUCUUUGGAGUUGGUCAGUGAGAAAUAUUGGAAAGUGAACAAACCCAUGGAACUUUAUUAUGCACCCACCAAGGAGCACAAAUAAGAUUUUAAAAACUCUGAGAUGAACUUUUUAUAGUCUAUUUCUUUAAUAUUAAAGAUGUACCAUCAUUACUUUUAUGGACAGAUCUUGGAUAUGUUCAGUUUUCCUUCUGAGCCAGAUUCGUUUACACUAUUAGAAUCAUUUCCCCUUAAUUUAAGAUUUUACUUUUUGGAAGGGAUUAUAGUAACUCAGUACUUUUUCUUUCCUUUUAUUAAUGUAACUAAGUUAUGUGAUUAUACACAAUAUGGUUCCUUUUGAAGUACUCUGACUCUGGAAUUUUGCAUAGUUCUGUGUCCUUUUGUAUUUGUUUAGAUUUUGGUCUUUUGAGACAAGGUCUCAAUAUUUAGCCCUGGCUGGAUUGAAACUUGCUAGGUAGACCAGGCUGAUCUUAAACUUGGAGUGAUCCUCCUGCCUCUGCCUCCCAAUACUGGGAAUAUAGGCACGCACCACUACACCUGGUUUUAGUUCUGUAUUAAGACUCAGUUUACCUUUGUCCUCUCUCAAAAGUUUCUUAGGCCUACAGAAUGUUAGAUAUAGUGUACAUUCUGACUUUCCCCUUGGAGUCUUUUGUAUAUUUAUAGUUUUUAUAUAAACUGCAGUAUCUUCAUGAAGACCAAGCUCAAAUUUACUGUGCUGAAAAACAGUUCUCAAAGGAUUAUUCUUUUCAUGGUAUUUUCUUAUGUAAUAUCUCAUUUAAAAAACAGGUUCCUUUUGAACUUGGUAUUCAUUGUCUUAUAAUGUUACAUUUUCUCUUUUGUUUUUGUAAGUUUAGAAUUUUUGACCAUGUGGAAGAGAAUCAAACAAAAUCUUCACUUGCAUGAGAACAUGGUUCAUUACAAGACUUCACUGAAGAAAGAAGUUAAAUUGGCAAUAAUAUACAUUCCUCAGUUCUAUGUUUGCUUUUUCUUUUGUAUUUUACUAUCACUUCAGCUUUUUUUAUGUGUUUGAUGUUUUUCCAAAUUAAAAUGCCUGAGAGAUGGAGAUAUUUUGCACUUUAGUCUUGAUGAAAAGUACAAGAUAUGUUCAAAGCUUCCCUUUUUCUAGUAGCCACUUCAGAUUCAAGAAUGACAUGGCACAUGGAACUAAAAAUGGAAAAGUUUGGUGUUUGAAAAUUGUAAUUAGCAGUUUGAGUUGCCAUGUCAGUUGAUAAAUUUGGUGCUUUGCUAGUUUGCUUUAUAGAAGCAGGGUAAUGGAGCUUGAGCCCUGUUUUGAUAUGUAGUAAAAGGUAAUUCUAUAAAAGAAUGUCAGCCAGUAGGUAGUCAUUCUGCUAUUCUUAGUUUUAUAUUGAGACUGGAACCACUGACCAGUCAGAAAUAAUAACUUAUGUCUUACUUUUCAUUCCUGUCCUGAAUCUAAGUAUGUCUCCACGUUUGUAUUAUCACAGUAUUUGCAAAGACAUGUUUGCAUUGAGAAAUUUAGCCCCAAAGGGUUAUAAUAGGAGGAAGUAGACCUCCAUUACCAUUGAAACUGUCUAGUCAUUGUAAAUAUAUGUUGUCUGUCAGUUUUGACAGAUUGGGCCAGCUUGAUGUUUAAAAUCUUAAGCCAAGUAUGAAAAUUUAAAGGCUUAAUCAGUUUUUUACCAUUUUAUUGAAAAUAUUUGAAAUCUGUUUUUACAGGGUUUUUUUUUGGUAAUUUGUGCCAUGAAAUUUGAAAACCACCAAAAAUUAUAAGAACUUUUAUAUUCAAUUCCUUUUCUGGGAUGUUAAGUUGUACAGAUUAUUAAUGCAUGUUUGCUGAAUAUAACCUUUGUUUUGUGAUGAAACUGCUUAGCUUUUAUUGGGGAUAUACUAGAUUAGUGAUUGUAUUAAAUAAUUAAAUUCCCAUUGUGGUUACUGAAAUUUUCUCUCUAAGCAGAAAGUUAUUUGUGACUGUAAGCUUUGUGCUUAGAGUAUGUAUGUGUUUUUAUCUGUCAGUGUGGGAGUACAUAAACUGUUUGCAUCAUUAGAGAAGUCAUUGGAUGUGUGAUACUUUGCAAAAUAUAUAAGUAAUUGAUAGAG
This is a messenger RNA of Jaculus jaculus (lesser Egyptian jerboa), 3261 nucleotides long. It is a transcript of the gene Rnf2, whose product is annotated as ring finger protein 2. Gene Ontology annotation, molecular function: chromatin binding; ubiquitin protein ligase activity. Lineage: Eukaryota; Metazoa; Chordata; Mammalia; Rodentia; Dipodidae. The transcript has 7 exons. The record is from RefSeq and is a predicted model, not a curated record. The coding region runs from base 257 to 1267 and encodes 336 amino acids. Gene Ontology annotation, cellular component: ubiquitin ligase complex; PcG protein complex.